Molecule: messenger RNA, 1437 nt
Organism: Arvicanthis niloticus (Nile rat)
Lineage: Eukaryota; Metazoa; Chordata; Mammalia; Rodentia; Muridae
Source: RefSeq, a predicted model, not a curated record
CACUUAAAGCCACAAGCCAGAGAGCCACAAUCUGAAGCAAUGCAGGCAUUUACCACCCGGAACCGGGUGGCACCUACGGUGAUCCUGGAGCCUGCGGGUGGUUGCCUUUGCGACCAGCCUGUGCACAUCGCCGUGCGAGGCCUGGCCCCCGAGCAGCCCGUCACGCUGCGCGCCGCCCUGCGCGACGAGAAGGGCGCGCGCUUCCGAGCCCACGCGCGCUACCGCGCCGACGCCGCGGGAGAGCUGGACCUGGCGCGCGCGCCCGCGCUGGGCGGCAGCUUCGCGGGGCUCGAGCCCAUGGGGCUGCUCUGGGCCAUGGAGCCCGACCGGCCUCACUGGCGCCUGGUCAAGCGCGACGUGCAGACGCCCUUCGUGGUGGAGCUGGAGGUGCUGGACGGACACGAGCCCGACGGCGGGCGGCUGCUGGCGCGGGCGGUGCACGAGCGUCACUUCAUGGCUCCCGGGGUGCGGCGCGUGCCCGUGCACGAGGGCCGUGUGCGCGGAACGCUCUUCCUGCCCGCAGGCAUUGGGCCCUUUCCUGGAAUCAUAGAUCUUUUCGGAGUUGGAGGGGGCCUUCUGGAGUAUCGGGCGAGUCUGCUGGCUGGGAAGGGCUUUGCUGUCAUGGCUCUGGCUUAUUACAACUAUGACGACCUCCCCAAGAGCAUGGACAUUAUCCACCUGGAGUAUUUUGAGGAAGCUGUGACCUACCUGCUCAAUCACCCUCAGGUAAAAGGUUCAGGAGUUGGGGUGCUUGGCAUUUCCAAAGGGGGUGAACUUGGCCUUGCCAUGGCCUCCUUCCUGAGAAAUAUCACAGCCGCUGUCAUCAUCAAUGGCUCUAUAUCCAGUGUCGGUGGAACCUUACAGUAUAAAGAUGAGACCAUGCUCCCUGUGGGCAUGAACACCAAACGAAUCAAGAGGACCAAAGAUGGUCUCAAAGACGUUGUGGAUGCUCUAAACAAUCCUUUGGAAGGAGCUGACCAGAAGAGCUUGAUUCCCGUGGAAAGGUCUGACACGGCCUUCCUGUUCCUUGUAGGUCAGGAUGACCACAACUGGAAGAGUGAGUUCUAUGCCAGAGAGGCCUCCAAACGCCUGCAGGCCCAUGGGAAGGAGAAGCCCCAGAUCAUCUGCUACCCAGAGACAGGCCACUAUAUUGAGCCUCCUUACUUCCCCUUGUGUAAGGCUUCCCUGCACAACCUGGCGGGUGGUCCUGUCAUCUGGGGAGGGGAGCCCAGGGCCCAUGCCAUGGCCCAGGUGGAUGCUUGGCAGCAACUCCAGACUUUUUUCCACAAUCAUUUGGAUGGAGAAAAGAAGAUAAUCCCAGCAAAGCUGUGAUUUUUAUUUAAGUUUUAUUUUAUUUAAGAUCUCCGAUGCUAGCUGGGCAGUGGCUGUGCACACCUUUAAUCCCAGCACUUUAGAGGCAGAGACAGGAGCAUUUCG